Messenger RNA from Mytilus trossulus (common blue mussel), 2475 nucleotides. Its product is annotated as neuropeptide CCHamide-2 receptor-like. The record is from RefSeq and is a predicted model, not a curated record. Lineage: Eukaryota; Metazoa; Mollusca; Bivalvia; Mytilida; Mytilidae. Gene Ontology annotation, molecular function: neuropeptide receptor activity. The transcript has a single exon. Gene Ontology annotation, cellular component: plasma membrane. Gene Ontology annotation, biological process: G protein-coupled receptor signaling pathway. Bases 371 to 1525 code for a protein of 384 amino acids.
UUCGAUAUCAUACUAAUCAGUGAUUCUCUAUAGCGUAGAGCCAAUCGUACACUCUCGGAAAUAAUUACAUCGUCUUUGCUGAAAAAAUAUUAUAAGUAAUCAACGUAUCUGGAGUUCAUAAGAAAGAUUUUAGACAUUAACUGAUGAAUGAAUAUCUGUAUGUAGAGGAAACUCCAUUAUAAUGUGUAAGAAAGUGACAACACUUUGGUCAAAUGCCACACACUUUGAUAACAACAUUUAACACUUCAUAAAAAGGAAAAAAAAGUGUUUCAUUUUAAUUGGAUUACUCACAAGUGUAUAAAAGUUUACAAAAUUCUUCUUCUUAAAAAAAAUAAAAACCAAACACGGAUUUAAGAAAACGGAAAUAAUAAUGUCCGACUUAUCAACCGUAAGUAGUAACUUUACUGACGCUUGUUUAUGUAUGUACAAUGAUUCAGCAACUUUUCUCAACAAUUCUUGUUGUCAAUUCAUGGACACUAAGCCAGCAGAAGAUAAACUGAGAAAAAUUAUCGUUCCAAUUAUCUUUGUGUUGUUUAUGAUAGUUGGUGUUACCGGAAACGGAACUUUGGUGUACAUCGUCCUUCGUAACAAAUUACUACGCAAUGUUCCGAACACUUUGAUAGUUAAUUUAUCAAUUGGAGACCUUCUGUUGUUGAUAUUUUCAGUUCCGUAUAUGGCCAUUGUGUUUGGAACAAAAGAAUAUCCGUUCAAUGCAUUUUUCUGUAAAUUAAAUGCUUAUCUACAAACACUGAGCCUAGGAGUUUCCAUCUUUACACUUACGGCACUCAGUUAUGAUCGUUACGUGGCAAUAGUCCACCCAAUGAGUAAACACAAAGGGAAACCGAGUCUCAAAAUAGCCGUUGUUGUGAUUGUUAUUUGGGUUGCCUCUGCACUUAUCGCUAUAUCCGAUGCCGUCAGUUACACACUGGUCAUCCAACCUGGUGGUCUCACGUUUUGUCACGAAGUUCCAUAUAAUGAUUAUGGUGUCUCUUUCCUCAGAGUAAGAAAUUUAAUUCGUCUAUUUAUAUUAUUCAUUAUUCCAUUAUUUAUUAUCGGCUGCUUUUAUAUUUUAAUGGCAAGAAUUUUAGUGAAAAGCAGUCGACAGUUGCCAUGCGAAGCUACUUUAGGACAAGGGAUGAACACUCAACAGCAACGUCAAAUCGAGGCUAGAUUUAAGGUAGCCAAAGUUGUGUUGUCGUUUGUUGUUUUAUUUGUAAUCUGUUGGUUACCACGUCACAUUUAUGUUUUGUGGUACGCGUACGAUGAAGAAGGAUUCACAGAGUUUUGGAUGAUCUUCAAAGUUGUCAGUAUUUGUUUUAUGUAUGCUUACUCAUGUGUGAACCCGUAUGCUUUAUAUUUCCUCAGCAGUCAGUUCCGGAAGUACUAUAACCGGUAUUUAUUCCGUUGCUGUAUUCGAUCCCGAUAUAGAACACGUGACUCUACUUCUGCCCUGACAAACUUUAAUAGCACCGUCCGCCGCGGAAGCACAUCAAUGACUAUGGUGAAAUCUAAUUCGGAAUUCUGACUAGAAAUGUGCUUGCUGUACCAUGAUUACGGCAAAUCACCAAGGGAAUCAAACAAACGCCUAAAAACUAGGAAGGCUUGAGAGUUUGUUUCAUUUAAGCGAGACAACUCGUACUGAUCAAACGGAGUUAUAUCCACUUAAUAAAAACACAAAAUAUUAGGGAUUAGCAAUAAAGUAAAAGAGGAAUCUUCAUCAAAUCAAUGAGACAAUCAGUUGAGAAUUCAGUGUACAUGGAUUCCACUAUCCCCUCGAACCUGCCGUGGGGUGCUCUGGAUGAAGAAGGAAUCUAUCAGUACAUUCUCAGAAACAAUACUCUGUGAAUGUAUAUUUAGUAUUAUACAAAGGUUAAGUUCUAUUUAACCUAUAAGAUAUGACAGUUAGCAUUUAAUAGUUAACAGUAAAACUCUUCAGAUGCAAAAGAACUGCCAUUAAAACUCUCUUUUAUAUCGAGAGAUAGUAAUUUCAUCGCAUAUGAACUUGAAGGAAGAAAUGAUUUAUUUAAAUGGAACAAUAAAACAUGCAUAUUACUAGUUUAACAAGAAACAGACAGCUAAUUGAAAAAUUCUUAACGUAAUACAGGCUUGUUAUAUACGAAGCGAAACCGAGUAAAUUACCCGAUUGACUAUUACACAUUCGUUGCAACGUAUACUUAUAUCGUAUCAGAACACUUGAGAAGAGUAUAUUCAUGUCAGUGGAAUUCAUCACAUGUAAUUGAUGGAUGGGUUGCAAUAGCACAGAACUACUAGAAAAUAACAGUGUAACAUUCCUUCCAUCAUCUGUCGUUCAAAUCAAUGGUAUAAUUAAACUGAGUGUAAAACAUUCUUGACAUCCACUCAAGCUAAUUAUAAAGUUAUGGACGUGUUCCAGUAAGUAGUAAUAUGUUAGUACCGGUGUAUUAUAUAUGUAUAUUUAUGUUACUGAGUACUGGGAAAUAAAUGUUUUACCAGUUG